ACAUAUAUCGCAUUCAUUCAUCUCCAUCAAUGUCUGAUUAUCGAUCAUUCAGCAUACGUAUGCAUAUGGGGGAUAUCUCUCUGUACACACAUACACGCGCACGCACACGACACUCCUGCUGGGGCCUGCAUGGAUCUCUCCCACUUCACUGGGGCUCUUCGGCAGUGGCUGUGCCGCCUCCACCCUGCACUGCUGACACCGACACACCAGCAGCGGUGUCGUGUGCGCCCUCAUCGACACCCGCCACCCCAACCUCUCCCGUCUGUUGUCUCUCCUGUCCACCCGGCCCCUCCUCCCUGUCUGCCUGCCCCUGCUCUUCGACCACCGGCGGCAGGCCCGCUCUGUUGUCGUCUUCGUGCUCUAUCGUGGCGUAGAUGCGCGCGGUGAUCUCGAACUGCGACUCCUCGUCUAUGUCGGUCCACUCGCUGUCCUCAACCAUCACCACCCCCACCCCUCCAGCCCCACCGCGAGGCACAGCACCGUCACCCGAAGCGGCCACUGGGGGUGAGUUCUCGAUGGUCAUUGAAGGCGCCACCCGUGGCACCGCGUGCACGUGAGCUGUCACCUUGCCCUUCUCCGCCAGUAGGCGGAAGGGCGAAAGGCCGCCGCUUGCUGCCUUGGUGGGCCGCAUGGAUCGUCUGCUUGUCUUGGUGGCCUUGUGUAUGUGUGUGGCGAGGGGGACGGUUGGGCGAGAGGUUCGCCGCCGCAACGGGACGGGCGGCUUAGGGGAGGCGGGCAGGGGGGUGGGGCGGGGGGACGGGUGGGGGUCGAGCCUGGCGAGCAGCGCUUUUCGCUUCCUCUGCAGUGUGGCGAGAGCGUCGAAGGUCGUCGCUGCCUCAUCUGCAGCAUACAUACACAGGCACAGCAUAUGGCAUGUGUCAUCUGCAGUGGCUGCUGCCGUCACCAACCUGUUUUGGCCGUGCGGUCGAUCUCUACGGUCUCGAAGCAGUGCGCCCAGUCGCUCACCGAGAAAUGCAUCCACUGAGACGUACACACAGCCUGACGAGAAACCAAGACACACAUGCACACGCCACCUCCGAGACACCACGCAACGAGGGCAAGCCAGUGGACAGCUGAGCUGAGUGACCAGUUUGGCAUCUGGGUCUAGUGAAGGGUCCGCCGCUUUGUGGAUGGCCUCGAGCGCAGGGCUGGACCGCUGCUGCAGAGUCCACGCGAUGCUGACACAGAAACAACAGAAAGAGGAACGAGGAACCGGGUGAGUGACAAUGCCCGUGUGGUCAUCAAGGUGCAGUCAAUGCGUACGCGACGAGGGCAUCGAGGUCGAUUUCCAUGCCAGUGGCCUUGAGGCUCCUCAUCGGCAUGCCACGACGCACCACAUCACACACCUGACAUGACAUGACAGGCACACGGAGCAGAGGUGAUGCACGGCCGUCAGCGUGAAGCGUGUCUGACGCACCUUGGGUAUGACGCCUGCGAGUUUGGGGUUGCCCGACACAUCCAGGUGCAGCAGCGGGCCACACGUGCGGGGAAUGCGAUCCAGCAGACGCUGAUGACAGACAGGGACAUCGACUCGACACACAGAUUGGGUCUGAAGAUGGUCUAUAAACGGGUACCUACCUUGAGAAGCCGCCGAAUCAACUCGCUAUCAACUAAGCCGUUAUUGCGCUGCCCAUAAUCCACACACACACGAAUGAGGAAGAUGCACAAACAGCGUCUCUGAUGUAUGGGUGCUUCAGUCCCGUGCUCACCAGCGACAAUCGCGUCAGCCGCGGCAGGCCAUUCAUCAACACAGGAAGCAACACUGCAACACGCAUACGGACCGAUACCCCAAUCACAGCGCGCCACCUGGCCACACCCCUCUGCCUUUCUUCGUUGAUCAAUCACCUUCUAGCCCUCGGUCGUCAAGUGAGCACCCGCCCAGCGCCAGAGCCUGCAACUUGGCGCAUCCCGCAUCCAUGCGGCCGGGCGAUGACAUGCUGUCGCCACCCAGUAUCUUGGCCAGGGCCUCCACACCGCCCACGGUGCCGCGACCGGACUGGUAACCCAGAUGGAUGCCUGAAGAGCAGAAACAAGGACGCAACUAAACAACAUGUGUGGCUGCUUGGUGGAGUCACCUGAUAGGUCGAGGCUCAGCAGGCAUGGCGGCCGCUUGCUACGAGGGGAGACCGUCAUGUGUGUGCCUAGCGAACUGAUGAAGCAUCAGGCAACACGUCGCUCGUCGUCAUGAUACAGGCAGGAAGUUGAGUGAGAGGCUGACCUGAGGAAGUGGAGAAUGGCCGUGCUGUCCUCCACCAGGCUCUUCUUGUUGCGCACCCUCAGCGUGCGGGCGAGCGAUGCCUUCUUGGUAUCGCCUGCACCAACAGAUGCAUGCCAACGUGCAUAAGUACCAAUAUGCGAGUGUGCAUUCACCGCAUAUCUUUUCACCUGGCGAGGACUCAUGGGAGGCCGUCAACGAGAUCUGCGUCAAGGGAAUAGGCUGCACAGACACACACACGCCCAUACGCACAAAUGUGUGCAUGUAUUCCUUCCUGAACAGCUAUCUUACCAGCUUCAGAACCUCACACACGGGAUCCAAGGCGCGAACCUCCAACAAAUCUGUCAUCAGUCAGUGAGAUGCAAACAAUGAAUGAAUGAAUGAAUGCAGAACUGUCGAGCUUAACUUACCGACUUCCAGUUGCAGUUCCUUUUUCUCCAGGCCAGCGACAACCUCAGGCAGCGGCUGCAGCGACAGUACUCCGCAGAUGCGAACAUACUGCCCGGCGGCUCUCGGCACUCGUCGGCUGCCGGCCACUCGGACGCGGCCUCCGGAGGCCGUCUGCCUCGCCUUGCCGGAAUGCUUGGAUGAGCCAGAGACCUUCAUCUUCACGUUUCAGCUAUUCCACACCUUCAUCUUGACGUCAGCUAUUC
Messenger RNA from Vitrella brassicaformis, 2868 nucleotides. Lineage: Eukaryota; Vitrellaceae. The record is from the annotation of a GenBank genome assembly.